Molecule: messenger RNA, 1269 nt
Organism: Pseudozyma flocculosa PF-1
Lineage: Eukaryota; Fungi; Basidiomycota; Ustilaginomycetes; Ustilaginales; Ustilaginaceae
Exons: 3
Coding region: 1-1269 (422 amino acids)
Biological process (GO): fatty acid beta-oxidation; medium-chain fatty acid catabolic process
Cellular component (GO): mitochondrion
Molecular function (GO): medium-chain fatty acyl-CoA dehydrogenase activity; flavin adenine dinucleotide binding
Source: RefSeq, a predicted model, not a curated record
AUGUCUUUCCUCGCUCGACGAGUUGCUGCCGGCAGCAGCCGAGCCGUCCUCAACUCCAGCAAGGCGUCGCUGGCCAACGCCACCCGCAGCUUCGCAAGCGCCGCCGAGCACAACGGCGUCUCGUUUGGCCUCAACGAGGACCAGGAGGCAUACAGAGACCUCGCGCGGAAGUUCGCCCGCGAGGAGAUCAUCCCCGUGGCCAAGCACUAUGACCAGACGAUGGAGUACCCCGUCCCCGUCCUCAAGAAGGGCUGGGAGCUCGGCCUGAUGAACACCCACAUCCCCGAGGAGUACGGCGGCCCGGGUCUCGGCCUGGUCGAGUGCGCCCUCAUCUCCGAGGAGCUCGCCUAUGGCUGCUCUGGCAUCCAGACGGCCAUGGAGGCCAACGGCCUCGCCGAGGCGCCCCUCAUCGUCGCAGCCAGCCACGAGACCAAGCAGAAGUACCUCGGCCGGAUGACCGAGGAGCCGCUCAUGGCUGCCUACUGUGUCACCGAGCCCGGGGCUGGUUCCGACGUCGCAGGCAUCGCGACCAAGGCCGAGAAGCAGGGCGACAAGUGGGUCAUCAACGGCACCAAGAUGUGGAUCACCAACGGCGGCAAGGCCAACUGGUACUUUGUCCUGGCCAAGACUGACCCGAAUGCCAAGGCGGCCAAGUCGAUGACGGGCUUCGUCGUCGACGCCGACACGCCCGGCAUCCACAUUGGCAAGAAGGAGAUCAACAUGGGCCAGCGGUGCUCCGACACGCGCCAGAUCACCUUUGAGAAUGUCGUCGUGCCCGAGGAAAAUGUGCUGGGCAAGCCCGGCGACGGCUUCAAGACGGCCAUGGGCGCUUUCGACAUCACCCGUCCCCUCGUGGCCGCCGGCGCCGUCGGGUUGGCCCAGCGCGCCCUGUACGAGGCGGCCACGUACGCCCAGGAGCGCAAGACGAUGGGCAAGCCCAUCAUUGAGCACCAGGCCAUCUCGUUCCUCCUGGCCGAGAUGCAGAUGGCCGUCGAGGCGUCGCGCAACAUGGUCUGGAAGUCGUGCUGGGCAAAGGACCAGGGCCAGCGCAACUCGUUCUGGGCCUCGAUGGCCAAGUGCAUGGCCUCCCAGGCCGCCACGGCCAACGCCAACGGCGCCGUCCAGGUCUACGGCGGCAUGGGCUUCAACACCGAGUCGCCCGUCGAGAAGCUCCUCCGCGACAGCAGGAUCUUUGAGAUCUACGAGGGCACCACCCAGAUCCAGAAGCUCAUCAUUGGCAGGCACAUCCAGGAGCUCUACAAGGUCUGA